GCGGAUGAGGCCCCGAAGUACGGUUUCCGGGGGCGAGGAUCGGAUUUCCUCUUCCCUGCAGCGUGUGUGCAUGUUGAUUCGAGGCUGUCGUGUGUAGAAGCGGGGUGUGAUCCUCGUCUACGGGUGCAUCCUCCGACACAGGAGGGGGGUUGUGGCGAGGAGGAUAAUUGGGUCACGGUGCAUCGGGGAAAUGUUGCGUCGGGAUUAUACAUUGCCCAAGACCGGGUUUGUUCGUGAUGGUCUAGCGCAGAAGCAUCGUGUCUUCUGUUUUGAGACGGAGGCGGCGGGGGUCUUGCAGGGACUGGGGUUGGGGUGUCUGAUUGUUCGUGGUGUCGAGUCGUAUUGCGACUCGCAUCGGAAUGAGAUGUGGCAGGGCUUAAUGCUGCUGGGGUGGCGGCGGCAUAGGCGAGGGAUGUGUGUUUGCAUCUUGGUCCGGGAGUGGGUGGUUUAUCUGUCUCAACGCGACGGCAACGGAAGGUCCCGAUUAGGUCCGGUCCGAGUUGCGAGGUGUAUCAGGGGACAAGGAGACUGAAGACCGGCCAUUGGGGUUCUAUCAUUUUUCUGGGAAAGAUCGACG
This is a messenger RNA of Aspergillus heteromorphus CBS 117.55, 577 nucleotides long. RefSeq lists its product as uncharacterized. Gene Ontology annotation, biological process: nucleoside metabolic process. The transcript has 2 exons. The coding region runs from base 191 to 532 and encodes 113 amino acids. The record is from RefSeq and is a predicted model, not a curated record. Lineage: Eukaryota; Fungi; Ascomycota; Eurotiomycetes; Eurotiales; Aspergillaceae. Gene Ontology annotation, molecular function: catalytic activity.